AUUAUUUGGAAAAUAUUAUUUAUCUGUGUUACUGAUUUGCUGUAAUGUUUCCCCCUCCCCCCCUUCAACUUGCUCGCUCGCAAAAUUGUUAUAUUACUAUACAUUCGCAUCCUACCGUUCCUCUUGAUAACUGUUAGGUAGGUUUAAACGCUGUCAAUAUUUACGUUCAAAUAGAAAAACUGUACGUCUCUUUCUUCGACCACUUCUAUCACGCACUUUUCGACGAAAUAAUGUUCGCAUCGCCUUUAGUUAAACACGUUCUACCGUACAGAUCAGAUACAAUGUCUUGGGAAUCAAGGGCUGAAGAAUUUUCCUGGAUAAAUGAAAACUAUCUAGAAAAGAAAUCAAAGCACAAUUUUCAAGUGAAAUGUAAAACUUGCCGAAAUCAUAUUAAAUACGCGAAAGUUGAUGCGUUUAAAAAACACAUGUCUGAUGAGCAUCAAUCUGAAGUAAACAUGGAAUGCGAUAUGCAACAAAAGUAUGAUAUGUGGAAAUAUUUUAAUCUAACGAAGAAAGGAAAAACAAGAUGUAUUGUAUGUGAUAGAGUGAAGCGUAGAAAAACGUCAAACGGUUCCUUAAAACGUCACAUAUCGAAAUAUCAUAACGAGGAAAAACAUCAGAAGCCUUAUGAAUCACAAGAUUGGGCUUGGAAAUACAUCAACGCAGAGAAAGUUAAUAAUUUUUUUGGAAAAUGUAAGCUUUGUGACACAAAAAUGAGGUUUCCGUUGAUGCUUGAAAAAUUAAGAGAUCACCUUCGAAAACAUGAUGUAACAGUAGACGUUAAACGAGACGUAGAGAUGUGGAAAACCAAAAUUAAUGGAAAGUUGUUGUGGUUGGAUAUUUUUUAUACAAUAGCUGAAGAGGAUUUUCGAGCAAAAUGUAAGGAUUGUGGGGACAGUUAUUUAUAUGUCUCCAAUACGACAAUUGAGGAGCACAUGAGUAAGCAUAAAGAUAUUUCCGAUUAUGAAAAAUAUAUGGAGACGACGGAAGAAAGAGAAAUAGGCUGGAAAGGUAUGAGGUUCAUAGAUGAUAAUGCAGGUGAAAUAGAAUGUAUGGUAUGUCAUAUAAUUCUGGCAAAUAAAUUAUGCAUAAACGAUCAUGAAAAACUACAUUCUAAGAAGCUGCUCCGUUAUCAUACUUAUUGGGGAUUUAAAUACAUGAGACAAUUAGGAGAUUUGGCUAAAUGUUCGAUUUGUGAAGAAAAUGUAAUACUUCUGUGGGAUGCGAGCCAUUUACGAAGUCACACGACAAUACAACAUGCAAAGGAAGCGGAAGAAUUAUGUCGAGCAUUUAGACCGUCGCCGUCAUGCACUGUACUUUAAAAAAAAAAUAAACAUUUAUCUGUAUAGAGUUCGACAAUUGCAAAUGAUGAUAGCGACAUUUUUAAGGAGCAUCUCGUGACCAGUAAUAACGGCAAAUUUGACUUUGACCGAAGUGAUUUCAAAUACAUGAAGACAUUGGCAUAUAAUUUGACUUAUUUGUCACAUAUCAGUUUUAUGUUUAUAAAUAUAUAAA
Molecule: messenger RNA, 1515 nt
Organism: Linepithema humile (Argentine ant)
Lineage: Eukaryota; Metazoa; Arthropoda; Insecta; Hymenoptera; Formicidae
Source: RefSeq, a predicted model, not a curated record